Penaeus monodon (black tiger shrimp) is the source of this 2100-nucleotide messenger RNA. RefSeq names its product ADP-dependent glucokinase-like. Gene Ontology annotation, biological process: glucose metabolic process. Gene Ontology annotation, cellular component: endoplasmic reticulum. The coding region runs from base 13 to 1440 and encodes 475 amino acids. The record is from RefSeq and is a predicted model, not a curated record. The transcript has 10 exons. NCBI's taxonomy places the organism in Eukaryota, Metazoa, Arthropoda, Malacostraca, Decapoda, Penaeidae. Gene Ontology annotation, molecular function: ADP-specific glucokinase activity.
CCCCGAACCACCAUGGCCGUCGGACGUAUGUCUACGGCUGUCUCGAUCGCCGUCCUCUUGGUCGCUUUUUGGUACACGAGAGACGAUGGACACCCAAUCAUACACAAAAAUCUGCAGAGUAUUUUGGACGCCAUGUUAGAGGUAGAGCAGCAGCAUGCAGUGGGUGAAAUUCGCAUUGCUGUCGGCUAUGGUGCCUGCAAGGACCUCUUUGUCCGGGGCUCUCACAUCCUGGGGGUCAUGCAGGCACCUCAGCGUCCUGCGCACUUUAGUCGGAUUGAAUCUCUGCAGCAGAUGAAGGAGAUGUAUGCUCUCUUCUUUUCUGCUGGAUCGGCUGCAGAGCGGUAUGUGGUCAAUGAAACACUGUUCAGUGAGAUGAUAACUGCAGCAGAGGCAGCACCAGGCUCUUACUCUGCUUUAGGGGGUAAUGCUCCAGUCAUGGCUUCGCGAUUUGCCAAAGAGGGAGCAAAGGUUCUCCUUGCUGCCAAACGCAGCCCGUAUAUCAUGGAGGAAAUUCAUCCUGAUAUUGUGGUUGGAGGAGGAGAUGUUGAUGGAGUUGAUGACAUUCACCUGAUCUUAGAAUAUAAGACAGGAGAGAAAUGGGGAACCUAUGAGGCACCUCGAGCAAAUAGAUUUAUUGUGCACAGUGAUGAUAGCAAUCCAACCCUGAGUUCAGUUGAAGAGUUCGGUGGACAUUUACCCUCAUUCAAGCCGCAUUUACUUGUUGUUGGAGGUCUUCAGAUGAUGGACAACUUUCCCUUCCAGUCAGGCCGUCGUCAGGAACGUCUUAUGGCCGUUCGGGACCAGAUGAGCUCCCUCCCCUUUGCGACCAGAAUCCACUUUGAGAUGGCUUCCUUCACCGACACUGAACUCUUGAAUGAUCUCAUGGACUAUGUUAUUCCCUAUUCCGAUUCUCUGGGGAUGAAUGAACAGGAACUUCCAAAUCUGUACAGUAUGAUGAAGUAUGGAAACGUCAGUCUCGUGUCGGACUUCAACCCUCGUGUUGCUGUUGUUCUGGAUCAGAUGAGAGAAAUUUUCAAGCAACUAGGAAACACCCCAGAGGUCGGUGGGAAGAGGAGGUUGACGCGCUUGCACCUCCACACCCUUGCGUUCCAGGCCAUCAUGGUGAGGAAGGGGUCACCCUGGCUUAACUCCAUGGCUGCUGCGACAAAGGCUGCACUCACGGCAAAUCGACAUGUGUGUGGCAAUUCUAAGAUUAACUUGCGAAAUGCCAAAAUCCUAAUGGACGAUGGCUUCACACUGUCCCAAGAAGCGGGAGCGGGGAGGGUCAUGUUUGACAACCAGCAUCCUGUGGCUUGUUGGACUGAAGACGAUGGCAACGUAGAGAUAUGUGUGGCUCCUGUUCUUGUGUGCACCUCAGUCCGGCACACAGCAGGUGGUGGAGACAACAUUUCGGCAGCUGGCCUGGUUCUGCAGGUGUAACAUGCAGGUGCAUUUCUUAGUCUUUUACCAAGAGAAAAGUUUUUGUGUUUGAAGAGAAUCCAUAUCAGAUAUCUGUUAGGGUGAACUUACAUUCCAUGUCAGGAAUCUUUUUUAUUUAAUAAUUCUUUUUUUGAUGGGAGCUAGAGGUGGACGUCUUUAAGAACCAGAGUAUUUUACUGAUUUCCAGUGCCUUGUGUCUUGCAUGUUGCAAGAAGAAAAUAUAUUUUAUGGAAUAGUAAUAAGAGAUAUUUUUGUUAGGUAUAGUAAUGCUGAUGGUGUUUAAGGUAAGAUAGACUCAUUCUUUUAAAAUGUGAGUUGAGUAAUUGAUUCAGUUUGUAUGCAAUUGAAAAUUGUGAAAAAAUGAGAUUGUCAUUAAUAGCAAUAGUUGUUAUCACCUCAGUAUGUGUUCAUAUUUUAUUUUUAUUAAUUUAGGUAUAUAGAUAUUUUUUCUAGUGCAGUCAUAGUGUUGAGACUGGAAACUAGUUGAUUUUUUCUAGAAAAGAUUUAUAUAAGAAAAAAGAAGUUAUCAUCUCAGGAGAAACCAACAACCACCCAGAUACCAAGUUAUGUUUGUAAUCAAAGGUAGCUAAGCUCAGUUACAAGUAAAUGAAUGUGAAUCCCCCCUCCCCCUAUGAAGAAAGCAGGUAAAAUGAACUUAAA